UUGACCUUCCUGACGAUGAGCCUCUCCCGUCUCUUCCAGGAAUGCAUCCUGUCUGGGAUCAUGUCCGUCAAUGGCAAGAGGGUCCUUCACAUGGAUCGUAAUCCCUACUACGGAGGGGAAAGCUCUUCGAUCACUCCUCUGGAGGAGCUUUACAGCCGGUUCGGACUGUCGGAAUCUCCCCCUGAAUCCAUGGGGCGUGGCCGGGACUGGAAUGUGGACCUGAUCCCCAAGUUCUUGAUGGCCAAUGGCCAGCUGGUGAAGAUGCUGUUGUACACAGAGGUCACCCGCUACCUCGACUUCAAAGUGGUGGACGGAAGUUUCGUCUACAAAGCCAACAAGAUCUACAAGGUGCCCUCCACAGAAGCGGAGGCACUGGCUACCAAUCUGUUGGGCAUGUUCGAGAAGCGGCGAUUCCGGAAAUUCCUGUUAUUUGUGGCCGCCUACGACGAGAACGACCCCAAGACCCAGCAGGACAUGGACCCUGUGAAGAGCACCAUGCGUGAUGUGUACAAGAAGUUUGACUUGGGCCAGGACGUCAUGGACUUCACCGGGCAUGCCCUGGCACUCUACAGGACUGACGAUUACGUGGACCAGCCUUGCCUGGAGGCCAUCAACCGCAUCAAACUAUACAGCGAUUCGCUGGCGCGCUACGGCAAGAGCCCAUACCUGUACCCGCUGUACGGGCUGGGGGAGCUGCCACAGGGAUUUGCCAGGCUGAGUGCGAUCUAUGGCGGCACAUACAUGCUGAACAAGCCGGUGGAUGAGCUGGUGCUGGAAAACAAUAAAGUGGUGGGCGUCAAGUCAUCAGGCGAGGUGGCACGCUGUAAGCAGCUGAUCUGUGACCCCAGCUACGUUCCUGAUCGCGUGCGGAAGGCCGGGCAGGUGAUCAGGGUCAUCUGCAUCCUCAGCCACCCCAUCCGCAGCACCAGUGACGCCGCCUCCUGCCAGAUCAUCAUCCCCCAGAACCAGCUCGGCCGCAAAUCUGAUAUCUACAUCUGCCUGAUCUCGCACACUCACAAUGUGGCUGCCCAGGGCAAAUACAUCGCUAUUGUCAGCACCACGGUGGAGACGGCGCAGCCAGAGGUGGAGAUCCAACCUGCCCUCGAUCUCCUUGAGCCCAUUGACCAGAAGUUCGUGGCCAUCAGUGACCUGUACGAGCCGCUGGACGAUGGGACGGAGAGCCAGAUCUUCAUCUCGCAGUCGUACGACGCCACCACUCACUUUGAGACCACCUGUAAUGACAUCAAGGACAUUUACCGGCGGAUGACGGGCAGCGAAUUCGAUUUCGAGAACAUGAAACGCAAGCAGAAUGACGUCUUCGGCGAGGACCAGCAGUAGGGAGUGGCCACCCAAGGGGUGGGGGUUCAGGCACCUGUCUCCUCCCCCCCCACCCCAUAUCCUCAGCCCCAUCAGCCCUCUUUGAGUGGAUUAAUGAGAUGGGAGCUUUACACCCCACUGGUGGCCUGAUGCCCUAUCCUCAUUUACCCCCUUCCUGCCCCAAUAAGAUCAUGCUGAGGUGUCUUUUGCUGGGCUCCUCCACAUUCUGUCUCUCUGGGCCAGCCCCUGUGAGGCCCUGGCCUCGUUUACCCCUUCAUUGCCCCUACCCCUUCACCCUGCCCCAAUGGGAUCAUGCUGAGGGUCUCUCACUGGAGAAACCGUGGGCUCCUCUACACCUUCUGUCUCUGGGCCAGACCCUGUGAAUUAACUGAAUAAAUAUCAAUGCUGAAUUCAGCC
This is a messenger RNA of Hypanus sabinus (Atlantic stingray), 1734 nucleotides long. Its product is annotated as rab GDP dissociation inhibitor alpha. Gene Ontology annotation, molecular function: Rab GDP-dissociation inhibitor activity. Gene Ontology annotation, cellular component: cytoplasm. The record is from RefSeq and is a predicted model, not a curated record. Gene Ontology annotation, biological process: small GTPase-mediated signal transduction; vesicle-mediated transport; protein transport. The coding region runs from base 16 to 1338 and encodes 440 amino acids. Lineage: Eukaryota; Metazoa; Chordata; Chondrichthyes; Myliobatiformes; Dasyatidae. The transcript is spliced from 10 exons.